Messenger RNA from Pararge aegeria (speckled wood butterfly), 1607 nucleotides. It is a transcript of the gene Ahcy, whose product is annotated as adenosylhomocysteinase. Gene Ontology annotation, biological process: L-methionine cycle. The transcript has 4 exons. Bases 203 to 1495 code for a protein of 430 amino acids. NCBI's taxonomy places the organism in Eukaryota, Metazoa, Arthropoda, Insecta, Lepidoptera, Nymphalidae. Gene Ontology annotation, cellular component: cytosol. Gene Ontology annotation, molecular function: adenosylhomocysteinase activity. The record is from RefSeq and is a predicted model, not a curated record.
UUUCACAUAGUUACAUACUUCGUUUUCAUUUUUACCAACCAUUUUAAAACCACGUUUGCCGGCCGUGGUACUAUUGUAACUUAAUAUUUUUUCUUGUAUCUAAUCCGUGCCCAAUUUUAAACAUUUCUUCUAAUAAAAUUAACCUCGGUUAACUGAAGAUAUUUAAAUAUUUUUUUUUCUUAAAUUUCUUCGAUAAUCAAAAAUGAAACCCGCAUACAAAAUCGCUGAUGAAAAGUUGGCUGAACUUGGUCGCAAUGAGAUCAUGCUUGCAGAGAAGGAAAUGCCUGGUUUAAUGGCAUGCCGUAGAAAGUACGGGGCUAGCAAGAUACUCAAAGGUGCCAGAAUUGCUGGCAGUCUACAUAUGACAGUUCAAACUGCAGUACUUAUUGAAACACUUAUAGAGCUAGGAGCUGAAGUGCAAUGGUCAAGCAGUAACAUAUUCAGUACACAAGAUGAAGCAGCAGCUGCGUUGGUUGCUGUGGGGAUUCCAAUUUAUGCUUGGAAAGGAGAGACAGAUGAGGAAUAUAUUUGGUGCAUUGAGCAAACUCUGAUCUUUUCUGAUGGAAAGCCUUUGAACAUGAUCUUGGAUGAUGGAGGUGAUUUGACUAAUUUGGUACACACAAAAUAUCCACACCUUUUAGAAAAUGUAAAAGGAAUUUCUGAAGAGACAACCACAGGUGUACACAACUUAUACAAAAUGUUCCGUGAAGGUCUCCUGAAAGUCCCAGCAAUUAAUGUUAAUGAUUCUGUUACAAAGAGCAAAUUUGAUAACCUGUAUGGGUGCAGAGAAUCUCUUCUGGAUGGUCUUAAAAGGGCUACUGAUAUAAUGAUUGCUGGUAAAGUUUGUGUAGUGGCAGGUUAUGGAGAUGUUGGCAAGGGAUGUGCUCAGGCCUUCAAAGGAUUUGGAGGAAGGGUUAUUGUCACAGAGGUGGAUCCUAUUAAUGCACUUCAAGCAGCAAUGGAAGGUUUCCAAGUGACAACAAUGGAAGAGGCCUCCAAAGUAGGUCAGAUAUUUGUCACAACCACGGGUAACAUUGAAAUAAUCACCAAAGAGCAUUUCGCAGCUAUGAAGGAUGAUGCAAUUGUGUGUAAUAUUGGCCACUUUGAUACAGAAAUUGAUGUUGCUUGGUUGGAUAAGAAUGCCAAGAAAGUAAAUAUUAAACAACAUGUUGAUCGUUAUGAAUUAGAAAAUGGCAACCAUAUUAUUGUCCUUGCAUCUGGAAGGCUUGUCAAUCUAGGAUGUGCAACCGGCCACUCCUCUUUUGUCAUGUCUAAUUCUUUUACUAACCAAGUGCUGGCACAGAUUGAAUUAUGGACUAAACAUAAUGAAUAUCCCAUCGGCGUCCAUACCUUGCCCAAAAAGUUAGACGAAGAAGUUGCAGCCCUCCACCUUGACCACUUGGGUGUUAAACUUACAAAAUUGACACCUAAACAAGCAAAUUAUAUUGGAGUGUCUGUCGAAGGUCCCUAUAAACCAGACCAUUACAGAUACUGAUUUGAAUGUGAAGAUGAAAUCUCUAUUAUAUUGUUUGCGAUAAAAACAAUUUGUACUAUUCGAAUAACAGUGUGGUUUAUUCAAACACAAAAUAAAUCAUUAACAAUUUUAA